AUGUUCAAUAUUCAAAAUUCUCCUAAUCCUAGUGAGAUAGGUUUAGGUUAAACCUUUUAGUUGUAAGCACCUUGUGUAACACAUUAAGGCUAGAGUAUAACUAAUUUCUGUAAACAGCCUAGUUGUUUAUUGCCUCUAUGUCCAAAAUGUAUUCCUUAACAUUUGGACAAACAUCGAUAGUAAGGAUAAUUUCCAGACUUAGUCACAGUCGAUGAAAUGCAUGAAGAAACAUUACAACUUAUAAACACUCAUUUAAUAAAUUUGAACUCAGCCAUAUAGUUAUUAUAGUAAUUCAAAGAUUCAAAAACAGAUGCUCAUGGGUAAUUGCACACGAAGCUUAGCAAUGCAAAAUUGAGAGUAUAGUAAAUGGUGGAUUAAUUUUUUGAUGAAUUGUUUAACGAGUUAGAUUAAGUCACAAAGACAGACAGAACAAAUUUAGAUGUUGAAUUAUAAUAAAUGGAAAGAUCGUUAAAUUUAAAAAUUCAAGAAUUUUAAUAGAUUGAUUAAAAACUAAGGACUCCAAAGUAUCUAAAGCAAAUCAUACAAUUAUAAACAACAAAUUUCCUGUAACAAACACAACAAUAGCGAGUUGAAUGUGAAGCAUUUAUUGAAGAAGUCUCUAAACAUACAUUAGAUAUUUAAAUUGAGGAGUAAGAACUAUACUUUCUUAAAAUUCAAUUGGGACAGUACACAUCAAUAAAAAAUGCAGAGUAUUAUAAGAAUCAAUAAAUUUAACCUUCUUCAUUAAUUCCUAAAAAUACAGCUUAUAAUCAUCCAUAUUUGACAAGUGAAAUUUAACCAGCCUAAAUAGAACAAUCACCAUAUAAAAGAUUGGAACAAUAAUUUUAACAAGUUGGUAUCUCCAAUUUUACCAUAAAUUUACCAGAUUUCUACGAUCCUCUUUGUAGUUAAAAAUAUUUGCAUUACUUCACCGAUAAAUCCGUGUUUUUCUUAAAUUUAGAAUGGGUUUAGAAUCCCAGAUGGCAAGAGGUUAGAUUGAAUUGUUAAGUGCCAAUAAAAAGUUCAUCUGCACGUUCACAAUAAGGAGAUAUAUUUGUCAUAGGUGGUUAUAUUGGAAAUUAAUUGAGUUCUUAAAUUUUCAAAUUGGAUUUGAAAUAACAAACCCUAAUAUCGACUGAUCAACUAUAAUAACCUCGACAUUCAUCAGCUGGAGUAUUCCUAUAAAAUAAACUAUACGUUCUUGGAGGACAAAAUCAGAACGAAGAUUUAAAUACCAUAGAGGGUUUAGAAUUACAAAUGAGUAAGGCGAGGUCUGUUAUUGAAACUAGAGUUAGCCUGCCAAAAAUGAAUCAGGGUGGUGCUAAUUUAUCAGUAUGUGCUUUUCGAUAAUAUGUGAUUAAAGCAACACCAUUGGAAGUAUUUGAUACUAAACUAUUGAAAUGGACCUCUUUUAACAUUAAUAUCAACAGAGGGGUAGGAUUAGUGGCUAUAAAUAAUUCUAAUGUAUUGAUCUUUGGAAAUGGAUAAUAUUAACUAUUAAAGAUGGUGGAUUAACAAAAUUUAUAAUUUACAACCGAGAAUUUACCAAAUCCUCCUUAAAUUGCUUAGGUGUAAAAUGGCAGUUUGAUUCAUUUAGGAAAAAUUUAUGCUGUAACAAACAGUUGCAACUUCAUAAUAGGAACACCUGAAAGAUGGAUAUUAUGA
This is a messenger RNA of Paramecium tetraurelia, 1665 nucleotides long. RefSeq lists its product as uncharacterized. The transcript is spliced from 2 exons. Gene Ontology annotation, molecular function: protein binding. The record is from RefSeq and is a predicted model, not a curated record. Lineage: Eukaryota; Ciliophora; Oligohymenophorea; Peniculida; Parameciidae.